AUGCUCACCUCUGAGCCCCUCCAACCGCCGAAACGAAGCGAGGUCCAGGUCGCCGUGCUCUACGCCGGGUUCGCCGGCUCCGAGGUCAACAUGGGCCGUGGCACCUACCCCGCCCAGCCCUCGCCGCCCUUUACCCCGGGCUACGCCAUGGUCGGGCGCGUCCUGAGCUCCGGUCCGUCGGCCCGCCGCGACUUCAAAUCGGGCGAUGUCGUGGCAGCACUCACCGUCUACGGCGCCGACGCCGAGCGCAUCAACGUGGACGAACGCCACCUUGUUCACGUCCCCGCCGGCAUUGACCUGCCUGUCGCAGCCGCGCUGCCGCUCAACUGGUGCACCGCGCUGGGGUUGGUUGAGCACUGCGCAAAAGUGCAGCAGGGCCACAAGGUCUUCGUGCACGGGCUCAGCGGCGCCGUCGGCCAGGCGGCCACGACGCUGUGCCUGCAGCGGGGCGCCACCGUCUACGGCACGGCGUCGGCGCGCAACCACGCGCGGCUGCGGGAGCAGGGCGCUCACCCCUUUGUAUACACGGACAAGGCAUGGGUGGCGGUCAUGCGCGAGCUGGGCGGCGUCGACUCGGUGCUGGACCCGCUCGGCUACGAGAGCUGGGACGCGUCGUACGGCAUCCUCGCCACGUCCCGACCUUCGGUCCUCGUCGGCUACGGGCUGAACCUGCGGACGAUGCAAGGGGAGGGAAAGGACCGGGUCAUCAAGUCGGCCAAGCUCGAGACGGCCAGGCAGCUCGCCGAGAUGGCCAGGUUGCAGGCCCUCAACCUCAGGCUGUGGGAGCACCGCAGCACGCGCUUCUACGCCAUCAGCCGCGACUCCAAGACGUACACGGCCGAUUUGGAGAAGCUGCUGGCGCUUGUAGCGGCGGGCGACAUAACGGUACCGAUCAGGAAGGUCUGGGGUCUGGAAGACGUGCGGGAGGCGCACCGGAACUGGGGCAAGGCCGAGGGCAUGGGGUCGGUGGUCAUCAAGGUCUCGGACUAA
Messenger RNA from Gaeumannomyces tritici R3-111a-1, 990 nucleotides. RefSeq lists its product as hypothetical. Lineage: Eukaryota; Fungi; Ascomycota; Sordariomycetes; Magnaporthales; Magnaporthaceae. The record is from RefSeq and is a predicted model, not a curated record. Gene Ontology annotation, cellular component: mitochondrion. The transcript has a single exon. The coding region runs from base 1 to 990 and encodes 329 amino acids. Gene Ontology annotation, molecular function: oxidoreductase activity.